This is a messenger RNA of Chilo suppressalis (striped riceborer), 3432 nucleotides long. NCBI's taxonomy places the organism in Eukaryota, Metazoa, Arthropoda, Insecta, Lepidoptera, Crambidae. The record is from the annotation of a GenBank genome assembly.
UCCAGGCAGCAUAGAGUAGGCACAGAACAGAUUACUAAAAUAGUAUGAUUCUACCUGAAUAACAAAGAGUAUGGUAAUUUAUAGGGGACUGAAUAAACACAGAGAUCGGUUAUUGCCUGUGGUUUUUGCAUUUUAAACUCGUUGCCAUUACGGUUUUUAAUCGUUUAUUAUAAAAUGUUAUUGUGGGAAAGUAACGCAUAGUUUUCUGGCUGUGAAGAUAAAAGACAAUCCAACAGUGUUUGACGAUGUGAAUCGGUUUUGUUAUUUUUUUUAAGAUAUGGGUUUCACCCAUUAUAGUUUCCUUUUAAUAGUGGUAUUUGGAGCUUUAGUAUACGCCGGCACUGAAGGUUUUGAUUUAGACGGAUCAUGUAAUGCAACUGAUUCUGCUCGCGUCGAAUAUGAAUACAACACCGAUGUUGUCAGUAGUGAGCAUAUAAUAACUUUCAAAGGAUAUUUUCCAAGAUCUACUAGAAAAAAAUAUGUCACAGCUGCCUUAAAAAAUGCUGGGAUAUCAAAUUGGACGAUACUACAACGCAAUAACCCUGCAAAGGAGUUCCCAAGUGAUUUUGAUGUGAUCAUCUUGAAAGAUGAAUUGACUCGAGCCUUGGAUGCACUUAGAGAUCAUCCUGCUGUCCGUCGUGUUACAGCCCAAAGACAAGUCCAACGCACUUUAAAAUAUGUACAAGAGGACAAUUGUGGACGCACGGGCUGCGUCUACACAGGAUGGCGUAACCAUCGUGCCCGAGAUUUGAACUCCUUGCGGCGCCCACGCGAGAAUGGCUUCACUUCAAGGAAGCUUCUGCGCACUGUUCCUCGACAAAUUACUUCAGUGUUGAAGGCAGAUUUGCUUUGGUCACUCGGCGUUACAGGUGAAGGUGUCAGAGUUGCCGUAUUCGAUACCGGCCUGGCACGAAACCACCCUCACUUUGGUCGGAUCCGCGAGCGCACCGACUGGACGGGCGAGAACACGCUAGAUGACGCCUUGGGGCACGGAACCUUCGUCGCUGGGGUCAUAGCAUCCAGGGCAGAAUGCCUAGGUUUCGCGCCCGACGCGGAUCUACACAUUUUCCGCAUCUUUACCGACAACCAAGUUUCAUACACGUCAUGGUUUUUGGAUGCGUUCAACUAUGCUAUCAUGCGCAAAAUUGACGUCUUAAACCUGAGUAUCGGUGGACCUGACUUUAUGGACCACCCAUUCGUCGAUAAGGUGUGGGAGCUGAGCGCCAAUAAGGUUAUCAUUGUAUCCGCUAUCGGCAACGACGGGCCUCUAUACGGGACCCUGAACAACCCCGCCGACCAAAUGGACGUCAUCGGCGUCGGAGGUAUCGGGUUCGAUGAUCGUAUUGCCAAGUUCUCGUCACGGGGAAUGACCACGUGGGAGCUACCUAGUGGCUACGGUCGCAUGAAGCCCGAUAUAGUGACUUAUGGCAGUGGUGUCCGCGGUUCCAGUGUCACAGGAGGAUGCAGAUCACUCAGCGGUACAUCCGUGGCUUCCCCUGUCGUAGCCGGGGCAAUAGCCUUGUUGGCCAGUGGCGUUCCUCGCCAACACUUGACUCCGGCAGCUGUGAAGCAAGCUCUAUGUAUCACCGCGCGGAGACUCGCAGGACCAAAUAUGUUCGAGCAGGGACACGGCAAAUUAGACCUUAUCAGCGCGUAUCAGUUCUUGAGAGAAUAUGAGCCUCAAGCUAGCCUGAGCCCGCCGUACAUCGACUUGACGGAAUGUCAGUACAUGUGGCCGUAUUGUACGCAACCGUUGUACUACAGUGCGCAGCCUACCAUCGCCAAUGUGACUGUGAUCAACGGACUAGGCGUUUCGGGACAAGUUAAAGACGUUGUAUGGCAUCCGCAUCUACCAAACGGCGUUCUUCUCUCCGUGUCCAUGGAAUACAGCGAAUAUCUCUGGCCCUGGUCCGGGUGGCUAGCCCUCAGCUUCACGGUGUUGGAAAAAGGUGUCGAUUUCGAUGGCGUUGUAGAGGGCCAUGUAAACGUGACUAUCGAGAGUCACGGAGAAGUCGGAGAGAAAACUAUGCGCAAUACAACGCUGAUGUUGCCGAUACGAGCGCGCGUCAUUCCGGUGCCGGUCAGGUCGCGACGACUGCUAUGGGACCAGUUCCACAGUCUCCGUUAUCCUGGCGGGUAUUUUCCACGGGACGAUUUGCGCGCCAAACAUGACCCGUUGGACUGGCACGCCGACCACGUGCACACUAACUUCCGUGAUAUGUACCGCCGCUUGCGUGAGCACGGAUUUUACUUGGAGGUCAUGGGUACUCCUCUAACUUGUGUGGACACUUCGUUAUAUGGGGCCCUUUUGCUUGUCGAUCCGGAGGACGAGUAUUUCCCUGAAGAGAUGGCGGCUCUCAAGAAAGCCGUAGAUUCCGGCUUGUCGUUGGUAGUAUUCGCCGAUUGGUACAACGCAUCCUUAUUGCGACACGUGAAAUUCUACGACGAAAACACUCGACAGUGGUGGAUACCAGAAACUGGAGGUGCAAACGUUCCCGCUUUAAAUGACUUACUAAGCAUGUAUCAGGUAAAUACGGCCGCGAGCGCGUCGGAGUCGCAUGAGCGAGACAUCGACGCGGCGAUGUUCAGUAUAGCGCGCUUUACCAAAUUGAUACUUUAAUAUGCAAUUAUUGAUUAUACAAUAUAUGCCAUUAUAAAAUAAAGUUAAUUUGAAGUGCUAAGAUUUAUCCCUACUGUAGCAACGAACGAUUCUAGAUAGGAAUCCUGAGUGGAGCAAAGGAUACAAGGAUUAAGUUUUUUUACUAUUGUGAGAAAAUAAAUAAUAUAUUUAUAGUACCCAUUGGUUGUGUUUUGGAAAUGACAAUAAAGAUUAAUUAUGAUUAUUACUAAUUAUUGUAACUUUAUAUGUAUGCUUUGCAUAACUUCUGUUUGUUCAAAUUUUUUUUAUUCACUCAGUAAUUAAAUGAAAAGUUUGUUCACUGUUAUCGCUAAAUGAAAUCCCUUUUUCGAGUGGCAAUGAGAAAUAAUAUUUUAUUUACUUGUGUUUUUAGUGUUGACUUUUUUAAUGAUGAUUGAUGUUUGGUAAUAAUCAAAUAUCUCAGUAAAACUGUACUAAGUGUAGUUUUGUCUUUGCCUUCAUAGUUCAUUUAAUAAACAGAUAUAGGCAAUACUGGAAAUACAUUUCCAAUCCAGACACAGAUAUGGUACGUAAAUCAGCAAGUUACUGUCAAUUGAACUUGUGGAGCAAAGAAGUCUAAUAUAAAAUAUUAAAAAUAAACUUUUUUUGCUCUAGAAAUGCAUCCCAUUAGUUUGAGUUUAAAACAAAAAACCAAACUGCUAACAUUGUAAACUAUGUACCUAGUGUAGUAGUGAAAUACCCAUUAAGUCAGUAUAAAACAGAUAAAAUAUUUACAUUUUUGAGUUUGAGUUUGACGCUUCCCUUUGUUCCUCGGCUUCGAUUUCCAAUCCAAC